Oncorhynchus tshawytscha (Chinook salmon) is the source of this 1134-nucleotide messenger RNA. Its product is annotated as leucine-rich repeat-containing protein 74B-like. The transcript is spliced from 7 exons. Gene Ontology annotation, molecular function: protein binding. The coding region runs from base 160 to 1134 and encodes 324 amino acids. The record is from RefSeq and is a predicted model, not a curated record. Lineage: Eukaryota; Metazoa; Chordata; Actinopteri; Salmoniformes; Salmonidae.
CAAGGUAUGUUGCGGCAGCAGCCAUAAAGUUUACUGCACUGAUUUCUAACACACUUAGAUUUACAUCAACAAAUUCAAACUGGCAAAACUACCUGUGAAAGCUUACAAGCAACAACAUAUAUUGGGUGGAAGACAAGCCAAGUCCAUUGUGUUGGAACCAUGGUCGUUGGGAAGAAGUUGGCCAAAGAGUCCCUGCUGCCUUCUGUGCUGGAGGAUGAUGACGCGGAGACGGAGAGCGAGAGCGCGCAGCUGGGUGGGAUAGGGAGCCGACCACCCAGCAGACCCAGGAAAGCUUUCAGUAGGGGAAGUGUUGACCGACAGACAGUGACCCGGUCAGGGUCCGGCCGCCACUCUAGCCCUGAGGGGGAGGUGUCAGUCAGGGGUGAGAGAAAGGAGGAUGAGGGGGAGGAGGAGGAAGAAGAGGGCAGUGGAGUUGGAGAUGGAGACUCACAGGAGAGGGGGAAGGAAUGUGUCAUCACAGCUUCAGAUGAGGACUAUGACACAGACUUGGAGCUGGGAGAUGUGAAGGAGGCGUAUGACCCGACGGGCCAGACUCGAUACAGGGAGGCGUGUAGAAUGUUCAAUGUAGUCCCUGUAUCCUAUUUCCUGAAACACAUGGGCAAUACUGAGCUAGCCAUGAUGCACCAUGGCCUCGGGCCUCAGGGCACCAAAGCACUGGCGGUUUCCUUGGUAACCAACACUUCCCUCCUGAAGCUGAACCUCAGGGAUAAUUGCAUGGAAGGGACUGGCGGGGCUGCCAUGGCCGAGAUGUUAAAGGAGAACUGUUACAUCACAGAGGUGGACCUGGGGGAGAACAGGCUGGGGGAGUGUGGUGCCCAGACCCUGUCCAGUAUGCUGCAGGAGAACACCACACUGGUCUCACUCAGCAUGUCUGGGAACGAGCUGGCUGACCGGGCCGCACAACACCUGGCCCAGACCCUGACCUCCAACACCAAGCUGGAGACCCUAGACCUCAGUCACAACACCAUAGGAGAUGCAGCAGGUCAGGUCCUGGGACAUGCUAUCGCUGAGAACACAGGGCUGAAAUCAUUGAGUCUGGCCUGGAACUGUAUACGUGGGAAAGGAGCGGUGGCUUUGGCUAAAGGCCUUGGGAUGUACAAGCUCUGGCACUAG